UGCCUUUCUUUCAUGUAGAUCCUAGGAAAAGUCAGUCCCACCUGGUAUUCAUCCUUUUCCUCCUCUUACUCAGUGCCAGCAACCAAACUGUUCAUUGAUGGAAAGUUUGUUGAAUCCACAACUACCGAAUGGAUUGAUAUCCACAACCCAGCCACAAAUGAAGUGGUUGGUCGUGUCCCAAAGGCCACAGAGAGAGAGAUGGAGGCAGCUGCGAAUUCAUGCAAAAAAGCUUUUCGGAACUGGUCAGAGACAUCUGUUCUGAGCCGCCAGCAAAUCUUUCUGCGUUACCAGCAGCUCAUCAAGGACAACCUGAAAGAAGUUGCCAAACUUAUCACUUUGGAGCAAGGAAAGACCCUGGCUGAUGCUGAGGGAGAUGUAUUCCGAGGCCUCCAGGUGGUUGAGCAUGCCUGUAGCGUGACAUCCCUCCUGCUGGGAGAGACCCUGCCCUCCGUCACUAAGGACAUGGACACUUACACCUAUCGCCUGCCUCUGGGAGUGUGUGCAGGGAUUGCACCAUUCAAUUUUCCAGGCAUGAUUCCUCUCUGGAUGUUCCCCAUGGCCAUGGUUUGUGGAAACACCUUCUUGAUGAAGCCAUCAGAGCGUGUGCCAGGAGCACUCAUGUUUCUUGCUAAGCUGUUACAGGACGCUGGUGCCCCUGAUGGGACUCUGAACAUCAUCCAUGGGCAACAUGAAGCUGUGAAUUUUAUUUGUGACCAUCCGGAUAUCAAGGCAAUCAGCUUCGUGGGGUCCAAUCAGGCUGGAGAAUACAUCUAUGAAAGAGGAUCCCAGAAUGGCAAGAGAGUCCAAUCCAACAUGGGAGCCAAGAACCAUGGUGUGGUAAUGCCGGAUGCCAAUAAGGAGAACACCUUGAACCAGCUUGUUGGUGCUGCUUUUGGAGCAGCUGGCCAACGCUGCAUGGCCUUGUCUACAGCCAUAUUAGUAGGCGAGGCAAAGAAAUGGCUGCCAGAGCUGGUGGAGAGAGCCAAGAGCCUGCGAGUUAAUGCAGGAGACCAACCAGGAGCAGAUCUGGGGCCCUUGAUCAGCCCUCAGGCUAAGGAGCGGGUCUGUCACCUGAUCGAGAGCGGAGUGAAGGAAGGAGCUGCUCUCCUUCUGGAUGGACGAAACAUCAAAGUGAAGGGCUAUGAGAGAGGAAACUUUGUUGGACCAACAAUCCUUGCUAAAGUCCAGCCAAGCAUGACCUGCUACAAGGAGGAAAUCUUUGGGCCAGUUCUGGUGGUUCUGGAAGCAGACACUCUCGAUGAAGCAAUUGAGAUAGUUAACAGGAAUCCCUAUGGAAAUGGAACCGCAAUCUUCACCACCAAUGGUGCUACCGCUCGGAAAUACUCCCACUUGGUAGAUGUGGGGCAGGUGGGUGUAAAUGUUCCAAUCCCAGUGCCUCUGCCCAUGUUCUCCUUCACUGGCUCACGUGCAUCUUUUAGAGGCGAUACCAAUUUCUAUGGCAAACAGGGGGUUCAGUUCUAUACACAGCUGAAGACCAUUAUAUCUCAGUGGAAAGAGGAAGAUGCUACAGUUACCAAGCCUGCUGUAGUUAUGCCAACCAUGGGAAACUAACCAGCUUUUACAGGGUACCAUCCAUGAUGCUCUUCACCUUUUGUGCUACAGACUUUUCCCAGCUAUGUCCUGACUGCUUUUGUUCCCUAUUUCUUUGGGAAUAGAAAGUCCCAGUCUUCCCAAGACCUCUUUCCAAAUCAGGGAGGCUUUUUAUGUAAUGCACAAUUUAACUUUUCUGUUGUUCUCAGCUAAUUGAGCUCACUUUUCUCCCCAGAGGAAACCCUCUUUAGUGGCAGGUCAAAUGUCAAGCCUGGGUAUAAGGUCUCUUCUCCCCAUCCCUUCAAACUGCACUUGUACAGGCUCCAUUUUCUAUUAGAUAGUACCACUGACUCAGUGCUGCAGCUUUCUCCACUUCCUUCUCUGGCCCAAGAUUCCAAUUCUACUUCACUUGGAGGAAAUCUCACUGGUGCCAGCGAAGUGGCUUUUCUGUUAUGGAGAAGGUAACAAGUUUGGGACUCUCUGAAGUUCUGAAGAGUUUAACCUCAGACCCACUGAAUAGUUUUGAAGGACUUGACACUCGGGAACUGGCUGCUUUAAGAGUUUUAGAAGGAGAUCUAGUGGGGGGGCUUGACUGAAGAUCAAGGAGAUUGCUAUGAGCGUGAGUCCCAUCUAUCUGAUUGGAAACGCUCUGAUCCCCAUCAUCUAUGUAUCCUGACAACUCCUGUUAGUUCUCAACUCUUAUCUGAAACAACUUUCAGGAUGAUGCUUAUUAUGAUAGCAGCAGUGUGCCUAUAUGCUGUGUGAAUCUGGAAGCAGAAGCACAACCCUGUGUAUAUAACCACUCCAGGCUCAUGUUACUCAAGCCAUGUUAGGGGGGAAUUGGUAAGAAGAAGGCGUUUCCUUCCAUAGAAAGCAACCAAUCCCAAUCUUUUAGUUACUCCUCCUGAUUUUAUGUUGCUACUACCCACAUUGAUUCACUGUAUACCUGCUCAAGUAUGUGUGCACAUCUUCUAGUGACUGCAGGCCCCAAUACUAGUGACAGGCCAGGAGAUUGUCAGCCUGUGUGAUAAAGAUCUGUUUCUUUGCAACUGGAGGUCUGAAAUUCUAUCCCUAGCACUGAUGGGAGGAUUGGAGGUUGAGCUGGUAACUCAUGAUGCAGCCAUGGAGUAGUUAAGGAAAAGUCCUGGGAUGGAGUAAGAUUAAGGGUGACAUUAUCUUGGCUUUACGUGGACUCUUCUAUAAGGGGCAGGGAUCUACAGUCCCUCUAAGCUGUGCAAUUUCCCCUUAAACUCCACGCAGGGAUUCAGGACAUCUCCCUGCCCCGAGAGCUACCUAGGGUGCCCCGUGGUGCUCCAGCAAUGAUUUAAAGGGCCUAGGGCUCCAGCCACCACCACUCCUGAACUAGCUGUGGCUGGGCGCUCCAGGCCUUUUUGAAUCACCAGACUGAGGGGCAACUGUCCCCUUUGCCCUCCUCUUCCCACCCCCUCGUCAGCAGGCCUAUCCCAAUCCCUUGGCUCCAUUCCCACCACACGCUGCCCAUGUGCACAAUGACUUUUGUUAUAUGAUAUAUCACUUCCACCUUGGUGCACAUAAGUCAUUCUGCAUAUGGAUGCAAAAAAUUAGAAGGUACACUGGGAGAGACUUGUAAAAAGUUGCUUCUCGCACCUGAGGAAAAUCAUGCUCUUAAGCUGAUUCUAAUCAUGAUUCAUUGGUCUAAUUGAAUGAACUGAAUGUGAACACUUUGUAUUCUGCCUGCUGAUAGAGGCCUUUUGUAACUGACAGCUGCCUGACUUUAAUACAACUGCUGGUGUGCCAUUAAUAUUUGUGUAUUUUCUCUCAGGUUCCAGUAUAGCUUAGGAAAAUUCUCAUUUCUGCAAUUGAUUAUGAAUAAAAAUUGCUAAUGCAUUUCUUUAA
Messenger RNA from Pelodiscus sinensis (Chinese soft-shelled turtle), 3426 nucleotides. The record is from RefSeq and is a predicted model, not a curated record. NCBI's taxonomy places the organism in Eukaryota, Metazoa, Chordata, Testudines, Trionychidae.